Messenger RNA from Cataglyphis hispanica, 5949 nucleotides. RefSeq lists its product as uncharacterized. The record is from RefSeq and is a predicted model, not a curated record. Lineage: Eukaryota; Metazoa; Arthropoda; Insecta; Hymenoptera; Formicidae. The transcript has 5 exons. Bases 247 to 4458 code for a protein of 1403 amino acids.
AGUAUGUGCUAGUCUCUCGCGGUGUGGUAAAUGCGAGGCGAUAAAACGUAUAGCGAGGCUGCGAUCCUCACGAUCGAUUCGGAUCGCGCGCGAUCCGCACUUUGAAAUACGCGCAGCCAAGUCGCAGAUCGAUUGAAGGACGUUUAUCUGGUCCGAUUCAUUGUUCGUGGUGACCCACGUGGAUAUUCAUUCCGCAGGAGCGCAUAUCCGCCAUACGCCGGAGAUACGCGCAAAAUUCACGUAUAAAUGAUCUCAUGGUCUGCCACGAUGUCGUCGACACUGUUACUGAAUUGUGUUUUGACGACGUGGCUGUUCGUCACCAUAGGAGCGAUCACCGUAUCAAUAGAUCGCGCUGACAUUAAAGCCCCACCAACACGAUCGUCGAUGAUCGCAAACGGAUGGCGGCCAUUGACCAAUUCCUACGAGGAAACGAUCGGCACCAACGUGUCGCCAUCCAGUCACCUGGAGAAGAACGUCCAAGUGCAUCCUGUUCUGAGCAAAUUUCAAGAACACAUGGCGACCUCGGAGAAACUGAAGCCGCCGCGAAAAGGCAAACCGCCGGUACACGAAUACAGUCCGCCGAGUAUACUCGGGAGUUUCACGAUGUUCGGACAUGCGGCGACGAAGGCGCGCGGCGAGACCAAGACGCCGAGCAAGCCCGGUGCUUCGGAGACCCGGGAAUACACGUUCCUGCUACCACCGCCCAAGGACGCGUAUCGUUUCGAGGUGAGCCAAAACCGCAAGCCAAUCCUGCGCGACAGCGGCAACUACCUACGACAGCCACAGUUCAUCACGGCGCAGAAUGUUCAGCAAUUGCCGGAUCCCGUGCGCGCCGCGACCUACUUCAUCAAGAGUUACGCGUCCACCGAUCAUCCAUCCACGCAUGCCGUGAACCAUCCGAGCAAUCGUCCUUACAUACCGCCCUACGCUAUGCCACAGGCGUUGCAAUCCUCCCGUCAUCAGACGAAACCGUUCGAGUCCCUGAAGGUCAACAGCAACGCGAAACCGUAUUUCCAGCCACCAGGCGCGGAGAUUCCGGGCGACUUCGGCAAACAAAAGAUUGGUAACGAACGCGACGCCUAUGACAGAUAUCAGGUGCAAUCGCACAACGCGCAAAUCUUGAACGCGGCAAGCAGCGGGAAUUUCUACAGCCAAGUGAAUCACUCCCCGAACUCCGGUCACUUUAAGUCUUCCUACGAAAGAGACCCCGCUUUUCUGGUGCACGAAAGCCACGAGGUCAGUUACGUAACAUCUCCCGGUACAUACAACGCGUACAACUUCCGACCCUCCUUGCCGUACGAGACCCUCCUGCCACCCGUGGUCUACACGUCUUCGUCGACUCCGCAGCCUACUACUGCCACAACGCGGAAUUCCGGCAAGUAUAGUCAGACAGUCGUUGAUGUCUCUCGCGAAAACGACUACAAGCAUUCGGAUCAGAAUACGCGGAAGAAGCAAGAGAAACUCGGUGGGCAGACCGAAUCACCUAAUUCUCGAACGACGAGCACUUAUUAUGUAUCGGAGCAACAGGAUCUGACACCACCUACGUGGGCGAAAAACAAGUACACGUCCGAUAUAAACGAAGUUCUUCCGAGGGAGAAUCCGCCGAGCAAGUUCAGUCAAGAGAUUGCGAACCAGAAUCAGAUCACGCAGGUGUCGAAGCUUUACCAUAGACCACAAAGCUCCUACAAUCCUGUCGAGGUUUACCCACCGACGCCGAUAUCGGAUUAUGAGACACCCGAGAGUAUCUCUCUAAAGCAUUUUAACGAGCAACAGUUUCUACUACAACAACAGCUGCUGCAACGCGAUCGGGAGAGACUGGCGGAACAGGAGCGCCAGCAGAAAUUGGAGAUCGAACGGCAGCAACAGGAGGAAUUGAAGAAACGACAGGAAGAGCUGGAUCAGCUUAUACAACAGGAGAAGGAGGAGGAACAGGCAGCCAGAUUGGCAGCGGAGUCCGCGAAAAAUCAAUCGCAGGAUAUCGUGAAGAUCUCGCCCGAAAUACCGUACACGAUUCAACUGGCGCAAUUUGAACCGCAGGUCACUACGGACACCAAUGUCCUUGUAUCGCAGCCCGAUAUUUACAAUGUCGAACAAUUGAGAUUACAGCCUCAGGCACCGCAAAUCCCAGAGAAUCAAGUAAAUCAGAAUUAUCAAUAUCAGCAGCAUAAGCAGAGCGAGUAUCAAGAGCAACAGGUCGAUUAUCGCGAACCUCAAAUCGAGACGCGACCGUAUCGUCCGCAGAAGCCCUUCCGUGAUUCGCAGCGUCGCAAAAAACCAAUGCCCGAACUUACACCAACAGAUCCACCGAGCCAAUCGCCGGAGACUUUCGUUCCCUUAACCCUUCACGUAGACGAAGUGCCCAUUCAGACAACGCUGGCGCCGGAAGUGCAAACUUUGCCGGUGGUAACGACGCAAAAGCCGUCCAGAACUCGUCGUCCCGGUGUCCCGAUUCGACGAAGAAAACCUUCGACAACCACGGAAGAACCCGUCACGACUUAUACGGAAGAGGAAUUCCUCAAGUACAACAGAGAGGAAGCGCAGCAUAAUCAGUACGAUUCCUCGCGACGAAGACGAAUAAAACCCACCCAAGCGACUUACAACGAGGACACGGUCGCGGAGAAGAGGGGCAACGCUAGGAAACGACCUAGUUAUCGAACCAGAGUAAAUCACGAUGACGCCUUCGACGGCCAGAUCAUCACGGAGAGAGCGCAAUCUUCGCUGAAUUCCUAUGGUCAGACGACGGAAUCUGCGCCCAGUUACAAUGAGAAUAACCAGUUCGAGACGAAUCAGCCGAGCGUCUCGUACGUGACAAGUCAGCCGAUUAAUCAGUAUUACGAUUAUUCCUCGCAGCAAAGCGCGGGACCACGCGAGCAGCACCGUGACGAGCACCGUGAGGAUCAUCGCGAGGAUCAUCGCGAAAAUCAUCGCGAGGAUCAUCGCGAAAAUCAUCGCGAAGACGCUCGCGAGAAUUAUCGCGAGGAUCAUCGCAAGGAUCAUCGCGAGGACACCACCGUGCCAGUGCAAGAAUAUUUCACGGAAAUUAGCCGCGACAAAGUCGAGGACUACAAUGUUGAUGUACUCCAGAAAAAUGCAAACGUCGUUACUAGCGUACCAUUGGAAGAUUUCUACGUAAGGACCGAAGAUAAUUACUACGAUCGUGCGACCACGAUUGCAUCGACGACUACGACGACAACGACGACGACUACAACUACUACUACUACUCCACAACCGACAACGCAGGCUCCACAAAUUGUCUCUUCCACCCUAAGAUCUCACAAGAUGCGACCCUUGAGAUACGGCAAUGCUACCAGACCACGCUUCAGCGUCAAGGAUUACAAGAGCCGCUUGGAUUACAAGAGCCGAUUGUCUCAAGGUUCCACAACGGAGAUCGCGCCAACGCCUACCGGCGAAACUUUAACACGGGUUUCUCAUAUCAAACAAAGAACGUCGAGCGCGAAAAAUCAACAGACUCAACAGCCGGGCGAUACCGUCAGAGAGACCACCGGUAGAUACAAGUACGUCUCUAGGGUGAACUAUCGAACUACUACGCCGAGUCCAGUGGCCGCGAGGGAAUACGAACGAUUUUCGGAAGAGACGUCCUCGACGACUGAAAAAAGCAACAAGUUUGUGCCAAAGAGACGACCGAUUAGUAGCAAUAUGUAUCGAAGUAGAAUCGCAACCACCACGAACAGUCCAACCCGAUCGCAAAUUAACGGCGAGACGAAUGUCAGACAGAGUUCGAUUCGACCCGAGAACGUAUAUUCGUCGUCGAUACGCAAACGACCGGUCGUAAAGAGCAGGCAGCAUCCGCAUAAGGAGCACACCGUGGCCACGGCGUAUCCGGAUAGUAAACGACAGGAAGAACCUACGGAGAUGGCCGCAGAGGAAACCAGUUUUUACUCGGCUAUGACGACCGUUGCUUCAUCAUCAUCGACCACUCAUCUCGUGGCCAACGAGAUUGUCAGCGAGAAAGAGGAGGUCACGUCGCUCGAUAACUAUCCGGUGCAACUCGGCGUGCAGGAAGGCAAAAACGAGGAUCACCAAGUCGAGACCGUUUCCCAAAACGAGGAGGUAAAAGCAGCGUUAAUUAACACGACCAUCAACGAUGAUGAUCGUGGACGAGUCCCUGGCGACGAACAGUUUAAUGAGAGUCGAGUCGAGAAGCCGGAAGUCUCGCCGUCCGUCGAGAGCAAGGUCGACUCGCCACGAGAGGGAGAGCCGGAGACCGCGGAAACCACGACCAAGUUCGAUGUGUCCGACGAGGAGGAACUAUUCGCCAAGGCGUCGCAGAGCGUGGCGGAUCUGACGAGCUCCGCGUCCGCUCUCUACGACAAGCCGGGCAUGUUCAAGGCGGUCUCGCCGGAGAGCAGACUCGUUUCGCCCCAUUUCAAGAUCACCACAGACGAACCGACGUUACCCAUCGAAGCCUUCUUUCAGGAAUUCUCGAAGAAGAAUUGAUGUUUACGAAAAUAAUUCGCUUUGCCGGCAGUAAACUGUUGCCGAAUCGUCCGAUCGAUAAUUCUAGUUUCGAAGAACGGGGCGGAGAAUCGUAGAAAAAAUUUCGAGCAUUUUUGACGAAACGAAAAGUUAGAGAUACGAUAUUUUCAAAAAAUAAUAAACUUUGCAAGAAAAUUUAUGUUUCAAAAGAGAAUGUAAAACAUGUUACGUCAGGGAAGGGGGGCUACAAUUUUUCUCCAAGUAUUAUGUUACUUGUAAAUUCUCUCAGACGCGGAAAAGGCGUUUCGAGAGACUCACUUAAAUGAGAAGAACUCACAUAUAUUAUAUACCGUAGCCUUAGACGUACUUAUUUCCGUUUCUAAAGUAUUGCCAUUGCAAAGUAUUGUCAUUUCCAUCGUGGUCAAUUAAAAUGCUCGUGGCGUAUCGAGCGUUUCUACACGCAAUCAUCAAAUUUCGAGCACACUUCCCAGUGGAUAUACGAUUCUUUUAACGACUAAACGUUAUACCAAAAAUGUUAAGUCCGCGAAGAAGCGCCGCUGCAAUGAUGAAAUUCCCGGAAGAGCAGUCGCGCUUUUUCUCGUACUCUCGACAGGACAUUGCGUGCGCAAUAUCUGUAAAAAAAAGCAAAGCAUUCGACCUAUUCAUGUCCUGCGAUAAUAUCCUUCGUAUACAUCCUUUUUGUACCUUUUUAUUCUAGGUUACACGUAAAGGAAGCAAUAUUAAAUUAGAAUAUACAAUAUAACAAUGUAAUAAUUAUAAUGUCUUAUAUUAGUGUAAUCGCGAAUCAUAUCUCAUUGUAUUUAUUUGAAGCGUGCGGGAUCAUUAUCUAAAUCAUUUCUCGUUGUCACUCUUCGCGACGUCGAGAUGAGAAAACUAACGAACAUCAAGAGAUAUUGUAAAUAUGAAUAAAUAGCGUAGAAAUUUUCAGUACUAUUUUCUGGGCAAAAUAUUUUUAAAAAUUUUUUUAAAAAAACUAAAAUAUUUUAAGAUCAUUCAGAGCAAAUUUGAAUACACCAGAUGUAUAUAUACAUAUAUAUUCUGCACUUUAAAUUUUUUUUAAAAACUUAUAUUUUUUAAAAUUAAAAAUAAUCUUUUGAUAGAAACUACUUCAUUUUGAAUUAUCAUAACCAAAGUGGACAAUUUUUAAUAAAAUAAUACUGCCCAGAAUGUUUUAUAUUUAUAAGUAUUGUAUGCCGGUGUAGAUUAAUAUUUUUAUAAAUUAUUAAUAUUUUAAUUAAAAAACUUAAACUCAUAAUAUGUAUUGUAUCUUUGAAUGAUACGACGUUAUCAACCAAUUAGUAAAAUUUUAUAAUAUAAGCAAAUCUUCUUUUAUCAAAGUAUAACUGGAUGCGUAUGAAUAAUGAUUAUGAAAAAGAUACGCAUUUUUUUAAUGAUACAAUCAAUAUAUUCGUUGCUCUUGCAUUAUUUAUGUAUUUAUGUAGCAUAAUCAUUUUAUACUGUAAAUAAAUACAUCGGAUUCACACAAUAAAA